CUGAUGGUUGCUGCCUUUGCAAAGCGCUGCUGAGAGGUAGAAGAUCGACCGCCGCCCAUCCCCCGCUGCUGGGGGCUUCAGGCUGGACAGAUGGCUAACAGGGGCCCAAGCUACGGUUUAAGCCGGGAGGUGCAGGAGAAGAUCGAGCAAAAGUAUGACGCGGACCUGGAGAACAAGCUGGUGGACUGGAUCAUCCUGCAGUGUGCUGAGGACAUAGAGCACCCACCCCCUGGCAGGGCCCAUUUUCAGAAAUGGUUAAUGGACGGCACGGUCUUGUGCAAGCUGAUAAACAGUUUAUACCCACCAGGACAAGAGCCCAUCCCCAAGAUCUCAGAGUCAAAGAUGGCUUUUAAGCAGAUGGAGCAAAUCUCUCAGUUUCUAAAAGCUGCAGAGAUCUACGGCGUCAGAACCACUGAUAUUUUCCAGACUGUGGACCUUUGGGAAGGGAAGGAUAUGGCAGCUGUGCAGAGGACCCUGAUGGCCCUAGGCAGUGUCGCAGUCACGAAGGACGAUGGCUGUUACCGGGGAGAGCCAUCCUGGUUCCACAGGAAAGCCCAACAGAACCGGAGAGGAUUUUCAGAAGAGCAGCUCCGCCAAGGACAGAACGUAAUCGGCCUGCAGAUGGGCAGCAACAAAGGAGCCUCACAGGCAGGCAUGACCGGGUACGGGAUGCCCAGGCAGAUCAUGUAAGAUGCUGCAGAUCAUGUAAGAUGCUGCAUCCUGCCCCCAUUAGACAGGGUGAAUGUUCCACGCCACAGUAGUCGCCUGACCUCCUCUUUCUCAAAGCCUUCUGUCCCUGGUUUUCUCAAAGUGCUGCAUUUCUGCUGAGAACCCAUGUUGCCUACUGCUGCCACCUUCUGUUCAUUUAGAACUAUGCAAAGACUCCGCCACCUUCCUGAGCUCUUCUGUGCCCCAGAGUCUCAUUUGAUUAUUUAUUUAUUUAUUUAUUUGCCAAAAAUUGCCCUUCUCAACGUAUAGAACACACCUAAUAAACAGAUUAGCCUCAUGUCUUAAAA
Molecule: messenger RNA, 1016 nt
Organism: Octodon degus (degu)
Lineage: Eukaryota; Metazoa; Chordata; Mammalia; Rodentia; Octodontidae
Gene: Tagln3
Product: transgelin 3
Exons: 5
Coding region: 91-690 (199 amino acids)
Molecular function (GO): protein binding
Source: RefSeq, a predicted model, not a curated record